Molecule: messenger RNA, 1529 nt
Organism: Drosophila arizonae
Lineage: Eukaryota; Metazoa; Arthropoda; Insecta; Diptera; Drosophilidae
Gene: Osi6
Product: DUF1676 domain-containing protein Osi6
Cellular component (GO): membrane
Source: RefSeq, a predicted model, not a curated record
UGUUCCAUUCGAAUGAACACACCAGUGAAUUCGGUGGUGCUUAAGAAAUUCAGUUCAGUUCAAAACAAAUCAUAUUCAGCCAUGAAGUUCUUCGUUGCCACCGCUUGUGUCCUGCUUUUGGCGUCCGGCAUCUCGGCCGAUCCUGUUAAGGCGGCAGCCGCCACCGAUGAACAGCCCGGCGCAUUUGCAAAGUGCCUGGAAGCUGAUUCCAUCUCGUGUCUGCAGCUCACGCUCUACCGCAAGGCCAAGUCCAUCUUCGAAAGUCCCCAAAUCGAACUCUUCGGCGGCGUCUCUCUGGUCAAGGCCAACGAUGGACGUCAGGGCAAAUCGUUGGACAAUUCUCUUGCCGUUGAGGCCGCACCCACUGUGGAGGCACGCACCGCCGAAAUGGGCAACUACUUCAUGGACAAUGCCAAGAGCUUCUUGUCGGAGCGCUCUCUGAACUUCAACUUCGCCAAUGCCGCCCGCAGCGUUGCCCGUGCCAUUCCCGAUGACAUCAAGGCCGAUCUCCGUGAGCUGGUUGUUGAGUCGCGUACCCGCAAGAAGAAGCUCUUGAAGAAGUUCCUGCCCAUCCUCCUGGGUGUUGGUGCUAAGGUUGCCGUGCUCGCCGUUGGCGCCAUCUUCGGUCUGCUCUUCAUGGCCAAGAAGGCUCUGAUUGUGUCCGUCAUCGCCUUCUUCCUCGCUCUGGCUGCUGGCGCCUCCAGCGGUCUAGGUCGCCUGGGCGGCUCUGGCGGCAGCGGCGGUCUGCUCGGCGGUCUGGGUGGUCUCUUCGGUGGCAAGAACGCCGGCUCUGCCGCUGUCAGCUCCGGUGGCUGGUCCUCGGGCGGUGGUGCUGCCAGCGGUGGCUGGUCCUCGGGCAACUCCGGCUGGGACUCGCACGGUGCCUACAGCGCACCCGUUGCCCAGACCAUUGCCUACCAGGGCUACAAGCAGGCCAGGCGGUAAAUAAACCAUGGUCACCAGAUGGGAAAUUCGCUAACGAAACUACACAAAGCACAAAAUGAUGACCAUUAAUGUCUAUAUUUAUAWUUAUUUAUAAAUUAUUUAUUUUAAUUUAUUUACCUAAAAAAUCAACGUGAACGAGAGCGGGGCCCGCGUGGUCCUCAACCAAUUAAGUGCCUUCCAAUUGUAAUCUCUCACAGCCGAGAGACGUCGAACAUCCACAACAAUCAAUUCCACACACACAACAACAACAAACCAACAACAACAACAUCACCAUUCAACUUCACUUUUCAUCUUUACACGCAGUCAACAACGAAAACCAACAACGAAAGCCAACACCCAAUUUCUACACUUCUACACAGCCCAACCUAAUUUCACUCUGCACUCAAGACACUACUUCAUACUAUCUUAACUGUAUUUCCACGGCUGCGCUUUGAUUUAUGUGCACAAAAUGCUUUGAACUAGUCGCGCCCAUAAAUCAAAAUCAAAGUCGCCUAAGCUAACUGUCACUGUUUGCUGUCUAUCAUCAAUCUGUCUAUCUAUCUAUCUACAUAUCUAUCUAUCUAUCCAUCUAUCUCUCUAUCUAU